This is a messenger RNA of Vigna unguiculata (cowpea), 1143 nucleotides long. RefSeq names its product UPF0481 protein At3g47200-like. Lineage: Eukaryota; Viridiplantae; Streptophyta; Magnoliopsida; Fabales; Fabaceae. The record is from RefSeq and is a predicted model, not a curated record.
AAUAUCUCAAGGGAUUCCUAGAUCGAACAGGACUACCUAUGAGAGAAUUUGUUGUCAAGAUUAAAGAGAUGGAAGAAAGCAAUAUUAUUCGAAGUUGUUAUGCAGACACUAUCAAAUGUAAUAGUGAUGAUUUCUUGAAGAUGAUUUUACUUGAUGCUUGUUUCAUAAUUGAGCUUUUUCUAAGAUGGAAUAAUAACAGUGAAUGGAAGGGAAAAGACCCUCUAAUGCUAAACCCAUGGAUGCUAACCUAUGUUGACCUUGACUUGUUGCUACUGGAAAAUCAACUUCCUUUCUGUGUCCUUGAAAAGCUUCACAAUCUCACUGGUAUGGAUGAGAAAUUUCUUGACAUUACUUUCAGCUAUUUUGGGAAUAGACUUUUCGGAAGCGUGAGUCCGGGAGAGAGUCCAAAACACUUCAAUGAUUUGUUAAGAACUUCUAUAAUAUCAUCAUCAAAGCUUGGUCUUGGAAAACCAGAAGAAUGCAAACAAAUUAUUAAACAUGUAUACAGUGCAAGCCAACUCAUGGAGGCAGGUCUUGAGUUCAAGCUCAGUCCAAAUAAAAGCUUACUUGACUUGACCUAUUCUAAAUAUGGAGUGCUGAGCAUGCCAAGCUUGGAUAUACAUGACAAUUCUGAAGUUUUGUUCAGGAAUAUUAUGCAAUAUGAACAUUGCCACUUUUCUGCUACAAGCAUCGUUACUCAAUAUCUAGCGAUUCUAGAUUUUCUUAUCAAUACUGAAAAAGAUGUGAAUAUACUUGUUGAUAAGAAAAUUAUUGUGAAUUGGACUGGUGAUGCUAAUAAAGUGGCUACAAUGAUUAAUGAUCUGAGCUCUCAACUUCACAUGCCAUUUUUCAAUUCCCACUAUUUCACCCUCUGCAAUAACUUGAAUGAUUUCUAUGAAAACCCUUGUAACAAGUAUAAGGCUAUCUUCAUACACGACUACUUCAACACGCCUUGGAAAAUAGCAUCUACUAUUGCUGCAAUUAUGCUACUUUUCCUCACAUUUAUUCAGACUGUAUGUUCAAUUGUCUCACUUUUUCAUGGUAAUUAAUGGGAUUGAUGGUUAAGGGAAGAAGACGUUGAUGAUUGUAUUUUAUUGUCUCAGUUGUAUUUGUAAGAGAACCUAGUGAUUUACUUUGUUGUUG